This is a messenger RNA of Bipolaris victoriae FI3, 1767 nucleotides long. RefSeq lists its product as hypothetical. Lineage: Eukaryota; Fungi; Ascomycota; Dothideomycetes; Pleosporales; Pleosporaceae. Bases 1 to 1767 code for a protein of 588 amino acids. The record is from RefSeq and is a predicted model, not a curated record. The transcript is spliced from 3 exons.
AUGCAGUCAGCUGGAGAAUUUCAGAGAAAACAAGGAAGACCGCAAGAUGCACCCCCGAUUUCACAGAACUUUGCUGGCGAGUUUGAUGGUUUCCUAUCGAGUGUUUUCCUCCAUGACGACGACCUUGAUCUGAAGAAGCACGAAGCCUCAUUGGACGGUUUUAGUGUCGAAAAAUCUGAAUACAGCCGUACAGUGAAGCAUCAUUGGGCAGAUGUAGAGAUGAUCAAGAGUUGGCUCUACGAUUGCGAAAACGAUCACGGUAGUGUGUGCAACGAACAUCGACAGUCUAUUCCCGAGACUGAAUCGCUUCUUCUCUUGGAUGUAGUGGAUGACUGCCUGGUCGUCGGCAACUUUAGCCAUCGAUACUUUGCUUUGAGUUACGUUUGGGGUGACUCGAAGCAGUUCUUGACCCUGGUGGAGAAUUACGAUCAAUUGCGCAAACCUGGAAGUGUAUCAACGCAGCGAUUGACUCAGACAAUCAGGGACUCCAUGAAGUUUUGUAUCAUCCAAGACGAUGCCGCCAACAAAGCAAAUGCCCUCGCCCAAAUGUGUUCGAUCUACAGUUGCGCAGUGGCUACGAUUGUAGCCCUAAGCGGAGAUUCUGCCGAUGCUGGCCUUCCAGGCGUUCCACCCACGGCUCGCAACACUACUGCAACUUUUAUAGAACUGGGACUGCACCUGGUCGAACGAUCAUUUUUUGAGCGCAUGCUGAGUAAUCACGAAUACGAUUAUGUGGAUGGAGAAUGUGUCUACAACAUACGCGCCUGGACAUUCCAAGAACGACUGCUCUCGAACCGGAGUAUAUACUUUCUCAAGGAACAGGUGUACUUUCACUGUAAAAGAUACCUCGUGUGUGAGGAUAGAUACGUGAGUGACAGAGUCAGCUUCUACACACUGGAAAAGAUGCGCGUGACAAGCGCAGAGUUAAAGACAAUGGCGAUCAAGAAUGGCACUUAUAGUCCGUUGGACGAGUUCCGCUGGUACGAAGACAUCAUCAAAGAAUACACAGCGAAGAUAAUGCGAUACCCCGACGAUAUCAUCAAUGCUUUCACCGGCAUACAGACCGAGUUGGGUCACAUGUUUGACUGGUCGUUCGUCGCCGGUCUUCCAGUAUCCCUAUUAGACAUUGCAUUACUAUGGACUCCUAUCACCACCGUCAAGCGAAGAGUCGUGGCCUCACCGCAACCCAGUUGGAGUUGGUCAGGCUGGAUUGGGCGAGUCGGAUAUGCAGACCUAGUACGCCCAGGCCAUAGACCAAUGAGCUCGCUGUUUAGACCCCUCGCGACACACAAUCUGGAUAGCCCAGAAAAACUCGUGCUCAAAUGCAUGAGCGUUGCUUCUAACGCUUUCGAACUCGUCAAAGCUCCAAAACCGCUGUUGGAUCCAUUUGGAAGUAGACACACUACUGAGGACACAUACUUUGUCUUUGACAGAGCCAAGCGGCGUUGCGGCAUGCUCAUAGGCCUUGCGGAGAAUGAUGCACUUCGCAGCAGCGCUGAAAACUUUCGACUUCUUUCGCUGUCUGUAUGGAAGUCGAACAAUAGCCUCACAACAAAUGGGCCACUCGUUGCCCAUCUUUCAGAGGAUGCAGUUUGCUCCGACGAAGAACUUUACGAUAAAACCUUGCGCGAUGCAGAGUGGUGUACCUGCAACGUUAUGCUUGUUCGAUCAGUAGGCACAGCCUACGAGAGAGUCGCAGUGGGCCAGAUACAUACAGACGUAUUGUCUGAAGCAGGUGAGACGCAGGGUGUGUUUAUAGUGCAAUGA